Trichophyton rubrum CBS 118892 is the source of this 1068-nucleotide messenger RNA. RefSeq lists its product as uncharacterized. Gene Ontology annotation, biological process: regulation of transcription by RNA polymerase II. Gene Ontology annotation, molecular function: DNA-binding transcription activator activity, RNA polymerase II-specific; RNA polymerase II transcription regulatory region sequence-specific DNA binding. Gene Ontology annotation, cellular component: nucleus. Bases 1 to 645 code for a protein of 214 amino acids. The transcript has a single exon. The record is from RefSeq and is a predicted model, not a curated record. NCBI's taxonomy places the organism in Eukaryota, Fungi, Ascomycota, Eurotiomycetes, Onygenales, Arthrodermataceae.
AUGUAUCCGGUCAAAGCAGAUUUCAACAUCUCCAAUUUCCCUUAUUUCCAGCCCCAGCAGCCGACGGUCCCAGUCCAGUCAACUACCUAUCCAUCAACUCAGCCUCUCCCUGCCAACACAUCUCUCCCUCAGUCUACUCCUAUCUAUCAACAGCAACAGCAACAACAACACCAACAGCCGCAACCGCAACCGCAGCACCAACACCUCCAGUCACAACCACAGCUACAAGCACCACAACAGCCAGUAGUAACUCAAUCACAGCCGGCCAGUGUUCCGGCCAAAAGGAAGUCUGAUGCCACCACUACUUCAGAGGCGGACCGUCUAGCCCAAGAAGAAGACAAACGCCGGCGCAACACCGCUGCCAGUGCCCGUUUCCGCAUCAAGAAAAAGGAACGUGAGAAGAACUUGGAAAAGACUGUAAAGGAUGUGACGAGCAAGAACUCGGCUCUCGAGUCCCGCGUCAGCCAGCUAGAGAUGGAGAACCGAUGGCUCAGGAACCUCAUCGUCGAAAAGAACGGAUCUGCCAUCAGUGAGGGGGAUCUAUCUGGCAUGUUCGAUAAGUACCAAGAGGCCACCGGACAGCAUCAGAACCAAAAACAGGCCUCGACGGCAAGUCCUAGCUUAGAACUCAAGUCUUCCCCUUGAAUCUUAUGUGAUGGGAUGGUUCUAUUUAGGAAUACGACGGUUGCGCUCCUCUCUUACUUACCCGCCCCCUCCCCGCACUCCAUCAUCGGGCCACCGUUACCAAGUUCUCCCUUUUAUUGCUAUUUAUCUAUCUUUCUGUUUCUCCCACUUAUCAAUUCUCAUCUGUAAUCUUGAUAUUGCCUUUCCUUUUUGUCUUUUUUAUAUCCUGUUGGUGGGCUCCAUCUCCCUGCCUCACCGACUGCUCGGUGGUUGAACCAAAAGCGACCUAUGAACCAUUAACUGCUGCAUACAGUUCAGCGGCACCCAGUCUACAAGGAUGCCUUCCAAAGGGCAUGUCGUGGGGAAUACACUGUCCCCUACCCUUCUUGGCUUAUAUCUUGGUUGUUGGUGGCCGAAAACGGAGCAGGGCUACGUAUGGAUGGC